Molecule: messenger RNA, 1266 nt
Organism: Epithele typhae
Lineage: Eukaryota; Fungi; Basidiomycota; Agaricomycetes; Polyporales; Epitheliaceae
Product: RCC1/BLIP-II
Exons: 1
Coding region: 1-1266 (421 amino acids)
Source: RefSeq, a predicted model, not a curated record
AUGCCCUCGCUCUUCCUGUAUUCUGCUGGCUCUAAUGCGCGCGGCCAGCUUGCGACAGGCGACCAAGAAGAUGCCCACCACUUCACCCCUUCCCGCUUCUCCAACGUGACCACCCCUGGCCGCCUUCCCGAUGGUGCAGUGGGGCUGAGACAGGUCGCGUGCGGCGCAAACCACACUCUCGCCCUCCUAGAGAUGCAGGACGGCGUUCUGGAGCUUUGGGGGUGCGGGGACGGCAGACGCGGCCAGCUGGGCCCUUCCUACGACUCCAAUCUCGCGAACACGACGUUCCGCCCGCUGGACCUACUCUUGGGAGGAGACACGGAAGGAUACGCGGUGCGCAUCAUCGCUGCUGGCUGGGAGACGUCCUACGUCGUUCUCUCGCGCGCCGAAGCCGACGACGUUGUCCUCUCCAUGGGCGCGGACGACCGCGGCGCACUCGGCGUCGGGGGCACCGACGCGACCUCCUCAACCCCAUCCGCGCCCCGGACACACACCGUCCCCCUCCGACCCCUCCUCUCCGACCUGGGGCACGAAGACGCCACGCUCCAAGUGCUCGCCCUCUCCGCGGGCCCGCACCACGUCAUCGCCCACGUCCGCGCGCUGCGCCCCGACGGCUCCGCGUUCGCCUUCCUCGCCGGCUGGGGCGCCGCGCGGCACGGCCAGCUGGGCCCGCUCGACGCGCCCGCGCCGUUCCUCGCGCGCCCGACGCUGGUCUCGAUGCCGACGACGCACGCGCUCGCCGCGCUCGCGCUCGGGCAGGCGCACUCCGCCUUCCUCCGCGAGGACGGCACGCUCGGCGCGAUGGGCGCGACGCGCAAGAACCAGUACGCGGGCCUCGCCGGGCGCGAGCACGUCGCCGCCGUCGCCUGCACCUGGCACGGCACCUACGCCCUCUUCCGCAGCGGCGUCGUCGUCGCCGCCGGCAGCGGCGCGCACGGGCAGCUCGGCCGCGGCCGCGAGGGCGUCGAGCGCUCCGCGGGCCCCGCCCCGGUGCAGUUCCCGUUCGCGAUGGAGCCGGGGCGGGCGGCGCGGAUCGCGUGCGGGAGCGAGCACGCGCUGUGCUUGGUCGACCAGGGCGAGCGGGGCGGGAUGGAGGUCUGGGGGUGGGGCUGGAACGAGCACGGGAACUUGGGACUGGGCUCGACGGAGGACGUGCACGAGCCCACGCGGGUGUGGCCCCCGGCGGAGGAAGGGGCGCGGAGGAGGGGCGAGGCGAUCAACAUUUGGGCGGGAUGCGGGACGUCCUGGGUGUUGGUGUUGCGAUGA